Aspergillus sclerotioniger CBS 115572 is the source of this 3463-nucleotide messenger RNA. Its product is annotated as ATP-binding mismatch repair protein PMS1. NCBI's taxonomy places the organism in Eukaryota, Fungi, Ascomycota, Eurotiomycetes, Eurotiales, Aspergillaceae. The record is from RefSeq and is a predicted model, not a curated record. Gene Ontology annotation, cellular component: MutLalpha complex. Gene Ontology annotation, biological process: mismatch repair. The transcript has 4 exons. Bases 1 to 3156 code for a protein of 1051 amino acids. Gene Ontology annotation, molecular function: ATP hydrolysis activity; mismatched DNA binding; ATP binding.
AUGGCGACCAUCAAGGCCAUCGAGGCCCGUUCAGUUCAUCAAAUUCAAUCCGGUCAAGUGAUCGUUGACCUGUGCUCCGUUGCAAAGGAGCUGGUGGAAAACAGUCUCGAUGCCGGUGCCACGUCCAUCGUUGCUUACAAUCUUUUCGAACCAGAGGUCCGAUUCAAGAACAAUGGUUUGGAUUUGAUCGAGGUGCAAGACAACGGCAGCGGAAUUGCGCCGGAAAACUACGAGAACGUAGCACUCAAGCACUAUACCUCCAAACUCUCCUCCUUCGAUGACCUCUCCCGUCUGCACACCUUCGGAUUCCGCGGCGAAGCAUUAUCGUCGUUAUGUGCGCUAUCCGACUUUCAUGUCACCACGGCACAGGCAAACCAGGCCCCCAAAGCGACACGUCUCGAUUUUGAACACUCUGGAAAGUUAAAAAAGACACAGAUAGUCGCGGGCCAAAAGGGUACAACAGCUUCGGUGGAAGGUCUGUUCAAAGGACUGCCGGUGCGCCGGCGGGAGCUGGAAAAGAACAUUAAGCGCGAGUAUGGCAAGGUUUUGAACCUUCUGCAUGCGUAUGCCUGUGUUAGCACAGGUGUGCGCUUUGGCGUCAGGAACUCGGUUGGGAAGACUCGGAAUGUCGUGGUUUUCAGUACAAAUGGCAAUCAGACUACGAAAGAGAAUAUCGCCAAUGUCUACGGUGCGAAGACGCUGUUGGCAUUGAUUCCGCUUGAUCUGGCACUGGAGUUUGAGCCAUCUGCAGUAGGGAGACGAACAGCUGGGUCGGGAGAAAUGAACAAGAUCUCGGUUCGCGGCCAUGUCUCUCGACCAGUUUUUGGAGAGGGAAGGCAGACGCCGGAUCGUCAGAUGUUCUUUGUGAAUUCCCGGCCGUGUGGGUUGCCGCAGAUUGCAAAGGCUUUCAAUGAAGUGUAUAGGUCUUUCAACGUCUCUCAGUCACCGUUUGUGUUUGCGGAUUUCCAGAUGGAUACAAAUGCCUACGAUGUCAAUGUGUCUCCCGACAAGCGGACAAUUCUUCUGCAUGAUGCGGGGGCAUUGAUUGAUUCUCUGAAGGACUCUCUUACCCAGCUGUUUGAGUCAUCGGAUCAGACGGUUCCUCAGUCACAGGUCGUUGGUGCUAAGCAGUCGGCUAUCAAACAACGCUUGGGAAACUUGCCUCAGACUCCUAGCCGGCCUCAAGUUGACGAUACGGACGCCUCAGAACCUAAAGAUCAGGAACCAGAUGGUAGCCAGGGAACCGGGAAGCAGUCUAGCUCACAGGAUAGGAUGAAGAGCUUCUUGAGUGGUCUCAGUGCCCGCGAAAGCAGACCGAUAGAGUCUUCUCCGGCAGAUUCUAGUUCAGGCGUACAAGAACUGCCAGAGCGUCUACCUCAAACCCAGUCUGAACCUAUCAAAGAGGAUAACGAGCUCUUUGUGAGACAGAGUACCCCUGCUGAGACAUUACCUUCCACCCAGGAUGAAAAUGCUCGUCCGGCUGAAGAGGUCACACAGCAAAAUGAAGACCGCUCAUCUCAGGGCAGUGCUCCUGAUGAACCCUCGAGGCAGGUUGACCCCUUGGAGGAGACUCCCAAUACAAUCCAGAACGCAUUUGAUCGGAUGCGACCGAGGCGGAUGCCUGCUGAGGUGGCUACAAUUACUAUUGGAAAUAAGACUGUCACGUCCAUGGUAGGAAGUGGACUGCCAAGGAAGAGAUCUGUGGGUGCUAGUGAUGCCGUCGGUAGUCCUACGGCACGCAAAAGGCGGAUUUACACGCCUUCUCGCCCUAGUAUAUUUGGCAAGCACAUGAGGGAUUUUGCUGCCCCAGGGACACAAUUAGAGCCUGAGAGUGAGGAUGAUAAGGAAGUAGAGGAGGAAGUGAUGGAGGAAGAGGGAAUUGAAGAUAGCGAAGAGGGAGAAGAUCUUGAAGAGGAGGAGGAAGAAGAAAUCGAGGAGAUAGAGGUAGAGGAGGCAGAUGAUUGCUCUCAACCUUACGCUCCGUCAGACCAUGGAAGCGAUCACCUACCAGGUGUUAGCGAAGAAGACCACAACCAGGAGGCUAACAAUGAUGUUGAACCCGACUCACAACCUGGCUCACAGAACAUGGAUGAAGAAGAGAAAAGGCAUCAUGAAGAGGCCGAAGUCCAGCGGCUCAUCCAAGAAGCGGAGCAGGCAGCAUUGCCACAGGGCAACAACAUCCACCGUGCGAACAAAAUGAACAAGGGAGCUGGUCACCGUGAUUCCACCGUUCAACUGAUGAGCACUAUGGAUGGGUCUUUUUCUAAGAUAAAGUCGCAGCUCGGGACACUGCAAGAAAGCCUUCGUCACUGGGACCAUUCCAGCUCAUACGACGAGCCCGAAAAUGAGCCAGAAACGGCCGAAGAACGACUCUCAUUAACUGUGAGCAAGGAAGAUUUUGCCAGCAUGCGAAUCGUUGGUCAGUUCAACCUGGGGUUCAUCUUGGCUACCCGAUCAUCAAACGGUGAUGCGGGCGCUGGAUCGUCCGAUGCCAAAGACGAACUCUUCAUCAUCGACCAGCAUGCUUCGGAUGAAAAGUUCAAUUUCGAACGCCUGCAGGCGGAAACUAUCGUACAGUAUCAGCGGCUUGUCCAGCCCAAAUGCCUCGAUCUCACCGCAGUGGAGGAAGAGAUUGUCAUCGAAAACCAAGAAGCACUGGAGAAGAAUGGCUUUAUCGUGGAGAUUGAUGAAAGUGGAAAUGAGCCUAUUGGCCGCCGAUGCAAGCUGGUCUCACUGCCCUUGAGCAAAGAAGUGGUGUUUGGUGUUCGGGAUCUGGAGGAGCUGAUUGUUCUGUUGUCGGAGACGCCCACGAACGCCUCCAGGUCGGCCUCGGACGUGUACAUCCCUCGUCCGGGUAAGGUGCGGAAGAUGUUUGCCAUGCGGGCAUGCCGGUCCAGCAUCAUGAUCGGCAAGAAUUUGACUGUCAAGCAGAUGAAAAAGGUGGUGACCAACAUGGGGACCAUCGAUAAGCCAUGGAACUGUCCCCAUGGCCGACCGACGAUGAGGCACCUCAUGAGUCUGGGGCAGUGGAAUGAGUGGGAUGAGUUUGGAGAUUACGAAGAGGAUGAACAACCGGCAGAAGAUCGGUUGGGGAUUUGGAGGGAGUAUCUCCAAGAAGUGGCUGGACAUAGUGACGAGCCCGAUGAUGAUGAGUAGAUGUCUGAUGGAUUCGGGUUUUUGGAUGGCCGUCUACUGUAUAGAAGAAUACUUGGAUAUGGAGAUUGGUUACAUUCUUAAUCUAUAGUUUUGGUUUCUUUGUGAUGCUCAAUCGACCGAGUGGAGGACUGUUGAUAAAGCCCGACCUUGUGAUAACAAUCAUCAAUCUAUCUUCGGGGGAGGAUCCCGAGUGAUCUCGCGAUAGCAUCCGACUGAUAUGCAAUGUUGCCUGGUCAGGUAACACGACACGUCACGAUUGAUGCAGCUGCUCUCUCCUUGCGAUUGCGCUCGGAUGUCCUCCCCAUAC